ACGACUUAGUAGCUUCCUUCCUCGGCUGUUAAGGAAGAGAUGCGUGCGCGUUAUUCAAUCGCCUCUCUUCGGCUUCGACGCUUCCCUCCCUGAGCUGCCUCAGCCAGCCAGCCUUGGCGCAGCUGAGGAGACGAGCAACCUUGGGUGGUGAGAAGGGCUCUAGGACCCAGGGGAACACGGGCAGCCGGGCUCUGGGAGCCAGAUUGCAAAUUCUUCUCCGUGACUCAGUCGGCUCCGCGCAGCGCAUAGUAGGCGGCAGCGGCGGCGGCCGAAGCGGAGAGUCUCGAGCAGCAGAGCGCCAAGAUGGAGUACGAGUGGAAACCCGACGAGCAGGGGCUUCAGCAGAUUCUGCAGCUGCUCAAAGAAUCGCAAUCCCCGGACACUACAACGCAGAGAGCCGUGCAACAAAAACUGGAACAACUCAAUCAGUAUCCAGACUUCAACAACUACCUGAUAUUUGUUCUUACAAAACUAAAAACUGAAGAUGAACCAACAAGAUCACUAAGUGGUCUUAUUUUGAAGAAUAAUGUCAAAGCUCACUUUCACAACUUUCCUAAUGGAGUAACUGAUUUCAUUAAAAGUGAGUGCUUAAACAAUAUUGGUGAUUCCUCUCCACUAAUCAGAGCCACUGUAGGUAUCUUGAUUACAACCAUUGCCUCAAAAGGAGAAUUGCAGAACUGGCCUGAACUUUUACCAAAGCUUUGUAGCCUGCUUGAUUCUGAAGACUACAAUACUUGUGAGGGUGCAUUUGGAGCUCUUCAGAAGAUCUGUGAAGAUUCAGCUGAAAUCUUAGACAGUGAUGCUUUAGAUCGUCCCCUUAAUAUCAUGAUCCCUAAGUUUCUACAAUUCUUCAAACAUAGCAGUCCAAAAAUAAGGUCCCAUGCAGUUGCUUGUGUCAAUCAGUUUAUCAUCAGUAGAACUCAAGCCCUUAUGCUGCACAUCGAUGGAUUUAUUGAGAAUCUGUUUGCAUUGGCUGGGGAUGAGGAGUCUGAAGUACGUAAAAAUGUUUGUCGGGCUCUGGUAAUGCUGCUGGAAGUUAGAAUGGACCGUUUACUUCCUCAUAUGAUUAGUAUUGUUGAGUACAUGCUGCAAAGAACUCAGGACCAAGAUGAAAAUGUGGCUUUGGAGGCUUGUGAAUUCUGGUUGACUUUGGCUGAACAGCCAAUUUGUAAAGAUGUAUUGUAUCGGCAUCUUACAAAGUUGAUACCUGUCCUUGUAAAUGGUAUGAAAUAUUCAGAAAUAGAUAUCAUUCUGCUGAAGGGAGAUGUUGAGGAAGAUGAAGCAAUUCCAGAUAGUGAACAAGAUAUAAGGCCUCGGUUUCACCGUUCACGAACAGUAGCUCAGCAGCAUGAAGAAGAUGGUAUUGAAGAUGAGGAAGAUGAGGAAGAUGAGCUUGAUGAUGAUGACACUAUUUCUGACUGGAACUUAAGGAAAUGUUCAGCUGCUGCCCUUGAUGUUCUUGCCAAUGUAUUCCGUGAAGAGCUGCUGCCACAUAUUUUGCCCCUUCUAAAAGAACUGCUUUUUCAUCCAGAAUGGGUGGUGAAAGAAUCAGGCAUCCUUGUUCUAGGAGCAAUUGCUGAAGGUUGUAUGCAGGGUAUGAUUCCAUAUCUUCCCGAGCUAAUCCCUCACCUUAUUCAGUGCCUCUCUGAUAAAAAGGCUCUUGUGCGCUCCAUUACUUGCUGGACUCUUAGUCGCUAUGCACAUUGGGUAGUCAGUCAACCCCCAGACACAUACUUGAAGCCAUUAAUGACUGAGUUGCUAAAGCGUAUCCUUGAUAGUAACAAGAGAGUACAAGAAGCUGCCUGCAGUGCCUUUGCUACUCUAGAAGAGGAGGCUUGUACAGAGCUUGUUCCUUAUCUUGCUUAUAUACUUGAUACUUUGGUAUUUGCAUUUAGUAAAUACCAACAUAAGAAUCUGCUCAUUCUUUAUGAUGCUAUAGGAACUUUAGCAGAUUCUGUAGGCCAUCAUCUAAACAAACCAGAAUACAUCCAGAUGCUUAUGCCUCCAUUAAUCCAAAAAUGGAACAUGUUAAAGGAUGAAGAUAAAGAUCUUUUCCCUUUAUUAGAGUGCCUGUCUUCUGUUGCCACUGCCUUGCAAUCUGGCUUCCUUCCAUACUGUGAACCUGUCUACCAGCGCUGUGUGAAUCUGGUACAAAAGACUCUUGCACAAGCCAUGUUGCAUAAUGCUCAACCAGACCAGUAUGAAGCUCCAGAUAAAGAUUUCAUGAUUGUGGCUCUUGAUUUACUAAGUGGUUUAGCUGAAGGACUUGGAGGCAACAUUGAACAAUUAGUGGCUCGGAGCAAUAUCCUGACACUGAUGUACCAGUGUAUGCAGGAUAAAAUGCCUGAGGUACGACAGAGUUCUUUUGCCUUGCUAGGGGAUUUGACAAAGGCAUGUUUUCAGCAUGUGAAGCCCUGCAUUGCUGAUUUCAUGCCAAUUUUGGGAACAAACCUAAACCCUGAGUUCAUUUCUGUGUGUAACAAUGCCACAUGGGCAAUUGGAGAAAUUUCUAUUCAGAUGGGUAUAGAGAUGCAGCCUUAUGUCCCUAUGGUUUUGCACCAGCUUGUAGAAAUCAUUAACAGACCCAACACACCAAAGACUUUGUUAGAAAACACAGCAAUAACAAUUGGUCGUCUUGGUUACGUUUGUCCUCAAGAGGUGGCCCCCAUGCUACAGCAGUUUAUAAGACCCUGGUGCACCUCUUUACGAAACAUAAGGGACAAUGAGGAAAAGGAUUCAGCAUUCCGUGGAAUUUGUACCAUGAUUACCGUCAACCCUAGUGGAGUAGUCCAAGACUUUAUAUUUUUUUGUGAUGCUGUUGCAUCAUGGAUUAGCCCAAAAGAUGAUCUCCGAGACAUGUUCUGUAAGAUCCUUCACGGAUUUAAAAAUCAAGUGGGAGAUGAAAAUUGGAGGCGUUUCUCUGACCAGUUUCCUGUUCCUCUAAAAGAGCGCCUUGCAGCUUACUAUGGGGUUUAAUCUCAUGUCUUCAAGCUGCAGUACCAUAAUUAGAGGUCCUUCAGUCUGGAAGACUGGGAGGAAGCCUCUGCACCCAGGGAAAAAUGUUACCCUUUACUGGGGGGAAGGGUAAACCAGUAGGGAAUACAGUACAAUCCCAAGCCUACUGGGAGGGGCGGGAGGGAGGUGUUGCCGUCACUGUAUUAAGCCGAUGUUGGGAAAUGUUUUAACAUCUGGAGCUUUUGUGGGUGGAAAUCUGUCUCCUGUUACAAUUCUGCACUGGAUGUGAAGAUGCGCAAAAAAGUUUGUUCACAACAGCACAUUCUGCAAUAUUAUGGGGAAUUGUACCAAAAUGAAAUUAUAUAAUAGAUCUAUAGGGGAUAUGUAAAGAGAAAAUACAUUGUGUUCAUGCGAUAAAGGAAACAGAAGAAUGGCAAUUACAGACAGUUUAAUGGUAUAACAAGGGGUUUCUGCAUUGUUUCAUCUUGAUGGGAUUCCUAAGUAUUGCAUGUUGAUGAAGAACUAAACAAAUGAAGUUAGUACAGUUAAGGUGAAGCUUGCUCCCUGUAUUAGGAGUAAGCACUUGCAGUAUACAAAUUUAAAUAACCCCAUAAUGAAGUAAUAAAGGCUGAAGCAAACAAAUGAAGCAACCUGCAAGAUGCCAAAUGAGUCACUCCUUUUCAUUUUUAGUGGGGGGAAAAUGGGCAUUUCAGAAGAAAGAUUAAUCUUUUUAAUUUUCCAUUUAAAGGGUAGUAGAUAUGAUUUGAUGGUUGUGCUUCAUUAGAUUUAAUUUCUAGAGUCAGGCAUAAUUCUUAAUGUGCAGUUUAAGAUUCAGGCAUGCAUUUUGGGUCAUAGUGAUCAAGCAUAUUUUUAAUGGGAAAGUUAGCAUGCUUACAUAAGGAGUGAGUGGUAAACAUUACUUACCUUGCGCCAGUUUUGUGUUGCAGUUUACCAAUUCGUGCGGUAUAACCCUGCAUUUAAAAUUCCUUUAAAAUUCUGUGGAUUUUAUUUUUAUUAAGAUAUAAGUAUAAAAUACUGUAGUAACAAUUAGGCCUCAAAAUAAUUUUUAGGAUCUCUUAGGAAUAUGAUUGAUAUUGUAAUGUGUAACCUGCACAAUGUGGAAAGCAGAUAUAGCUGUGCAAAGUAUUGCCUCUGUGCUGUCAGUGUGAUGUGCUUUCUGCAUGGUUAUACUAUUAGUGAUUUUUAUCAAAUCUUCUAAAAUGAGUUAUAAGGUAAAACCUGUUAAAGGUUACAUAAAUGUUAGUUGAUGCCUAAAGACAAUUGUAGAAAAUUGAUGACAUGAUUGCUACAUUUCAGUGUUUAUUCAUGCCCAACAUAUUUUAUUAUUCUCUCCUCCACAAAGCAUGAUCUUAAGAGAUGCAUAAGUUAGUAUAUGUAAAGCAGGGUAUCUACACUGUGUCGGCGCAUGUUGGGGGCCCAUUGUGUCCUAGAGAGACCACAGAAGGGUGCAGGUUAAAAGCUACAGAGUGAAUGUUCGUUUGGAUCCUUUUCAUUUCAUUUGUUUAGCUUUUCUGCUUCCCUUUUCUAUUUGCUUGUAUUUCUGUGAAUAAAUCCUUGUUAAGU
Molecule: messenger RNA, 4539 nt
Organism: Pseudonaja textilis
Lineage: Eukaryota; Metazoa; Chordata; Lepidosauria; Squamata; Elapidae
Gene: TNPO1
Product: transportin 1
Biological process (GO): protein import into nucleus
Molecular function (GO): small GTPase binding
Source: RefSeq, a predicted model, not a curated record